This is a messenger RNA of Australozyma saopauloensis, 4110 nucleotides long. It is a transcript of the gene BUD5, whose product is annotated as Ras family guanine nucleotide exchange factor. NCBI's taxonomy places the organism in Eukaryota, Fungi, Ascomycota, Pichiomycetes, Serinales, Metschnikowiaceae. Gene Ontology annotation, molecular function: guanyl-nucleotide exchange factor activity; protein binding. The record is from RefSeq and is a predicted model, not a curated record. The transcript has a single exon. The coding region runs from base 1 to 4110 and encodes 1369 amino acids. Gene Ontology annotation, biological process: positive regulation of GTPase activity; Ras protein signal transduction. Gene Ontology annotation, cellular component: plasma membrane.
AUGUCGAAUCCUCACGUUAGUGUAUCGUCUAGCGUGUAUUCGGAAAUCGAAGCCGACUAUAAAACGAAACGAUCUACGAACCACUUCCCAAGUAUCGAAGAAGAUGAGCAAGAAAGUCUCGACUCUGAUUUUGAGGGUUCUGACACGAACUCAAUACGCAAGUCUCUUGACAGAAUGCAUUUCCCUCAGACAAAGUCUGCCCAAACGAUCUUUUCGCAACAAUCCCAAGAAUCGCAUGCGAGAAGCAAUCAUCUGUACAGCGAUAUUAGCACGAAUAGCACAAGCAGUUAUCAUGAGCCCUACAGGCGGAUAGAUAACGACGAGACACCGCGUCUAAAUGAACACGGUCAGUUUCUUGACCAUGACAAAACUCCAAAAAUGAAAGAUUGGAGAGCACACACUAAAAGUCCUAAAGUCCUUGUACCAGAUGCUUCAACUGAAGUCCAGAAACUGCCACCAAACUUCACUGACUCAACUCUCGCAAUGAAAUUUCAGCGACUUUCUUCUACUUUGCAACAGAAUGACUCAAAAGUUUCUCAAGAAUCCCAAAAAUUUCAAGUAUCUUUUUCUCUGAACGUCGAACGCGCGAAAUCAUUGAACCCAGGCACGUCAAGAACCAGCCAAUACUACAAGAAAGUCCACUCUAAUCCAAAAGAUGAGCCAAGUGAUAGACAACAGCAAAGUUCAUACAAUGGCUCUGCGUCGACCAAUUCGCAACAAAAUUCUUACAGUAAUGACAAUAAUGCGAGCAUGGGCUCUCAGCAUGAUUUUGCUUCUGGUGGCUUGAAUAUUUCGUUUUCGCAGGAUCGAGAGUUGACAAGCGACAACUACUCCUAUGUUCCUACUGAAAACUUAAGUUCUGAACAAGAUCGUAGAUAUUCUGAUCCCGAUCCGGAAGCUGACAUGUCUGUUUUAUUUAUUCGUGCCCUUCACUCCUUUGACGCGACCGAGUCUCAAACCGAGUCUAUGAACUCCGUGUGUCUAUCAUUCGAGAAAGGAGACUUAGCAUUUGUUCACACGAUCGAUGAUUCUGGCUGGGGUGAAGUAACACUCCUUGAAACCUUGGACAGAGGUUGGAUACCAAUGAAUUUUUUUUCGAUGGCUGUCAACAGUGCCGCAAAUGUGGAUACUGAAGAUGGUGAAAGUGCCCUCCAAUACGCUCAUUACAUGUGGAAGCUCUUGAAUUCGUGUGGUAAAUUUCUCAUGAACCCAAUAUCUCACAUAACAAAACAUGGAGUCAAAACUUUUUCAAUUCGAAUCGUGAAUGAGAUUCGUGAUGGUGUCCGAUCUUUGUUACAGGAAACAGAUUGUUUAUCUCGCUCCAAUGAAAUUGUCAUUAAGAGGCCAAUAGUUCGAAAAUGCAGAAAGACGCUUCUUUCAGACUGGUAUAAUUUGAUGCUAAAAGCUAACGAUUUUCGAGGAACCUCUAAUUAUGACAAGAUUGAAAUUUUGACCUUGUUGAUUUUUCAGGUAAUCCGCCGUGCUGCCGCGUUUUUUAGAGUCUGGUUGUCUGAGAGUAGUGAUAUAAUCAAAAGAGAAUCAGAGAAGUCUCUUCAAACAGACUUGAGUCAAUAUCCCCUCUUAUCAAGUCCUCCAAUGGCGAGACAACGGGUGACCGAAAUCAAUGGUAUUCUCUACUCAUAUUUGGGUCUAAUAAUCGGCAGACUUGAUAUUAUCGAGCACAACCCAGCAGGAUGUGAUGUCUUGGAAAGUGUUGUUCAUCAUAUUAUUCUUUUAUUGCGGGAGCUUUUGUUCAUCUCAAAAACCGGAUCCAAUUAUUCUAUGACAAAGCCCGCCGAACUUGACAAUUCGUUGGACUCACUUCUUUCGCUUGUGAGUGAAAUAGUAACGGGAGUCAAGAGCUUAGUAAUUCUAACUAUGAAUGAGCACAAGAGAAACGCAAAUCCAGAGCUUGGCAACCAUAACGAUGACCAGUAUCUAUACACAGUGGAGGGUAAACGCUUGAUUUACAUAGCUGCAAAGAUGGUUACCACCAUUCAAGUCACCAUUUCAUGCAUCAAAAAGAUAUUUGAGAGUAUUGGCGAUUAUAAAUUGAGCUCCGAAAGGUCAUAUCCUGAUUAUUCGCAGAUGCGCAUCGAUCCUGAUAUAUUCAUCAAUAAGUGUACUAUGGGCCUCGCGAAAUCCCACUCGGUGAAAAAUAGGGACUUACGAUCUAUGAAGCUGAAGAUUCCCGCUAACUCAAACAGAUAUUCAAUGAUAAGGUCAGGUAACAAGGGCAAUCUUGGUAUCACAGCAAACGGUGUCAAUGUUCUUCAUAAGAUCUUACUCGUUGAAAGUGAUGAUAACACUCCUUUUGGAUCUGAUUUGCAGGAAUUUCAAAAGUAUAAACCUUCAAGUGACACAGAUUCAAGAAAAGAUUCUUCUGCGAUCAAAGAUGAAUUGCUCGUUGAUGCCAAUGGGAAUUUAUUAGGUGCUUCACUCAAGGGUCUCGUAUUCACCUUAACGGACGAGAUAUCUCCUCCUGAGUACUUUUUCGUUUCUACAUUUUUCAUUUCCUUCAGAAGUUUUGCGAACGGGCUUGACUUAAUGGAGAAAUUAAUCAGUCGAUUCGAAUCAGUUGCCGCAGACGACAACAGAAAUGAUAUGCUGCAAGAAGUUCGAGCCAAGAAUAGGCGGAAAUUAAUUUGCAAAGUAUUUCAAAUCUGGCUCGAGUCCUAUUGGGAUUCAGAAUCAGAUUCAGUCUACUUAGCCACAUUGAUUAAUUUCUUCAACGAAUGUGUUUUCAAAUUCUUACCGAUUGAAGCAAUGAAACUAAUUGAGAUCGCCGUUUGUCUCAUAGAACAGGAGGAAAAACCUAGUAAACAACUCGUUCAUCGUCACAUCACACUUGCCAAAAUGGAAAGAAAGAACGCGAUAACAAAGGGCUCAAACAAUGACGCUUUAACUUCAAGAUACUCUAUGAUAGACGGGUAUGAGCUUUCAAGAAUUAAUACUAAUAGUUCAGUCGCAAGCUCUUUGAAGUCUCUAACUCUUCCAAUGCCGCUUGGAAUUAGCGGUCAAACCUCUUCGUCGAGCUCUUUGUUGACGAAGAGCCAAUUGGGCAAUAUCGAGGCUCUUGUUAUUGCUCAUCGUAGGAUCUUAGGUGAGCAGUGGUGCCCCAUCGAUCUCAUAAAUUCAAGGGAUUUCCGUGCCUUGGAUGUGGAUCCUUUGCUUCAGCGCUGGGCUACUCUUUGUCAAGGUGAGUGGAAUAUCACCAAUCAUCAAACAAGGCUCGUGGACUUCAAUGGACUUGAAGUUGCAAAGCAGCUCACACUCAUUGAAUCGGAGAUUUUCUGUUCAAUUGGAGUUGAUGAGCUUGUUAACAAUCACUACAUGUCCGAAAAAGCUCACUUAAAACGUGCAGAAAAUGUGCGCAUUUCAGUUUUAUUCACCAACAGUCUCUCGGGCUACGUUCUCGAAUCAAUUUUGCAGCCAGACAUUUCGUUUCAAAAGCGUACCAACAUUUUGAAAACAUGGCUCAAAGUGGCAAUCUCAUGUCUUUAUUUAAGGAACUUCAAUUCACUUGCAGCAAUUAUCACUUCCUUGCAGUCUCACUUGGUCACUAGGGUUUCAAGAAUUUGGGAGGACCUUUCGGAAAAGUAUCAGGACUUGUACGAUUAUCUAUGCAGCAUUAUCCACCCUGAGCGUAACUAUAGUGUUUACAGGACAAAACUCAAGAGCUUUCUUCUGGCCAACGACUACAAUAUUCCUGUCGUACCAUACUUCUCUUUGUUUCUCCAGGACUUGACUUUUGUUUCAGAAGGUAAUCCCAACUAUAGAAAGGCUAAUACGUUUCUUAACCAGAAACUCAUCAACAUUGAUAAAUACUUGAAACUCACUAGGGUCUUGGCAGAUAUUGAGAGUCUACAAAUUCCUUACCUGAGGGAGCCCGCUGAGAAGACAAGGAAGUUCUCGAUCAGUGGCCCAAAACGAAGUUCAGAUUCUAUGGAUGACUACACCAUUGCCGCUGUUCCAGCCCUCAAAGAAUUGAUACUCUUAGAGCUUUGGAAACUCUCUCAAGUGAACAAAAAAGACGACGACAGAGCGUGGAAACUCAGUUGUGUAAUCCAACCAAGAGAGAGUUCCUCUUCUUCUCAUCUGAUAGAUUAA